Messenger RNA from Fomitopsis serialis, 1614 nucleotides. RefSeq lists its product as uncharacterized. The record is from RefSeq and is a predicted model, not a curated record. Lineage: Eukaryota; Fungi; Basidiomycota; Agaricomycetes; Polyporales; Fomitopsidaceae. The transcript has 4 exons. Bases 1 to 1614 code for a protein of 537 amino acids.
AUGGCGCCUGGACGACGCAAUACGACUGAAUCCGCUACAAACCCCAUACAACGCCCACUGCGCAUAGUCGCCUCCGGGACCCUCUUCCUCACCCAUACCCUCGAGCUCCCCACGCAUCCAUUGCCGAACAGCGUACUCCGCGCGAGCACUGUCAUACGCUCGCGUGGAGGCGCCGCCAGUACAUGUCUUUCCAUUCUUGCACAAUUCGCGCCAGUCGAGGCUCUGUUGGUCGCGCCCCUGGGAGGUAACGAAGACGGACGGAAGCUCAUACGAGACCUGGAGAGGGAGCGCGUCAGUACGCGGUUUUGUAAAGUCUGGGAGGAGGCUGGUGUUCCUAGCGCGUGGGUCCUACAUGCAGACGACACCGACUCGCGCACCGUCGUCAACAACAACCCUCUACCCGACAUCACGCACGAAGACUUUGUGUCCCUCCUCGGACCGCUGCUCGCCCCAGAGAACUACUUGUACUCUCCGCCUCUUGCGCCCGCACAUCUAACACCGAAUACCGCGAACGCGGCCUUCAAGCUGGAUGCCUUGCAACCACGGCCAUCCAUGUCGAGCAUGGAUGGCGUGCGACCAGCCGUUACCCUACCGAGAACAAACACGAGCAGCCCGGCGCCAUUUGACUGGGUACACUUCGAAGGCAGGUCAGUGAAGACGACGCUGAGCAACAUCAUGGGCCUGGAGGGUCUGGCACAAGAGCGGAAAUGGAGGAACCACUGCGUGUUCAGCGUCGACGUAGGUCGACGCGCCAAACAGGGUGUGGAAGCGCUCGUGCCCUACGCUGACGUGGUCUUUCUCAACAAGCACUACGCGCUGGCGCACUCGCCCCAAUACGCCGCUUCUCCGCGCGCGUUUCUCCUCUCGCUCACGACCCUCGCCGCGCCGCACGCGCUCCUCGUCGCGCACUGGGGCGAAGACGGCGCUGCGCUGCUCUCCGUUCCCACCCGGGAGUACUUCCAGAGCUCGGGCUGGGUCGCGGCGGACUCGAGCAGCCCCAGCGCGGCCGCGAUGCCCGUUCACUCGCGGCACACGACCGCCGCAGACGAUCACGAGAAUCUUGACACCACGGACGUGGUCGAAAUGCUCUCUGUGCGGACGGGCAGCGACUUCUGGGCGGGGCAGCACACGGACUCGUCGAGUGUGUUCACCGCGGGGAUGCUGUCAUCGUCCGUGGGGACCUCGCACGCGCCGCAGAGUCCGCCCCCGGGCGCGUCCGUGCCGCAGAGCCAGUUCAUGCACCAGCGCGACCGACGCGAGGGCUCCGCGGACUCGGACGAGACGCAGACGGGGAACGCGACGACGGGCUCGGCGCCGGACGCGCGGAGGAACGAGCCAUUCGGGGCCGAGAUCGUGGACGAGGUCGGCGCGCAAGACGCGUUUGUGGCGGGGAUGAUGUAUGCGCUGAGUCGGCGGCUGUUGCCGGGCGAGCCGUACACCCCGAGCGGGGCGAGUCGGGGCAGGGACGUCGGGUCGGAUGUGAGAGAGGUGGGGAGGUGGAGGUUGGAAGAGUGCUUGAGGUUCGCAACGGAGCUAGCUGGAAGGAAGGCUCGGAGACGAGGCUGGGAGGGACUAGCGGAGGAGAUGGCAAGAGUGGGAUGGUUUGAACCGUGA